Molecule: messenger RNA, 2107 nt
Organism: Maniola jurtina (meadow brown)
Lineage: Eukaryota; Metazoa; Arthropoda; Insecta; Lepidoptera; Nymphalidae
Gene: Caf1-55
Product: chromatin assembly factor 1 p55 subunit
Exons: 10
Coding region: 126-1424 (432 amino acids)
Biological process (GO): regulation of gene expression
Cellular component (GO): nucleus; ESC/E(Z) complex; NuRD complex
Molecular function (GO): histone binding
Source: RefSeq, a predicted model, not a curated record
UUUUUUAUCUGGCAAUACUUAAAUAACGCUAGAAAAGAAUUGUUUGGCGCCUUUACGGGGCCGGUUGGAUUAUUUUAAUAAAUUCGCUUUAAAAUUGCGAAAUAAAGUUCGCAAAUAACGUUGAUAUGGGUGAUAAAGGAGACGGAGAAACGUUCGAUGAUGCGGUUGAAGAGAGGGUCAUUAACGAGGAGUACAAAAUAUGGAAGAAGAACACCCCAUUCUUGUAUGACCUGGUCAUGACACACGCACUGGAAUGGCCUUCUUUGACCGCCCAGUGGCUCCCAGAUGUCACUAGGCCUGAAGGAAAAGACUAUUCUGUUCACAGACUUAUUUUGGGCACACACACAUCUGAUGAACAAAAUCACCUAUUAAUUGCAAGUGUUCAGCUUCCAAAUGAAGAUGCACAGUUUGAUGCGAGCCACUAUGAUAAUGAUAAGGGUGAAUUUGGUGGUUUCGGCUCUGUCUCUGGCAAAAUAGACAUAGAGAUUAAAAUAAAUCAUGAAGGUGAAGUGAACCGUGCGCGCUACAUGCCACAAAACCCAUGCGUCAUCGCUACUAAGACUCCCUCCUCCGAUGUUCUGGUGUUUGACUACACUAAGCAUCCCUCCAAACCUGAACCAUCUGGUGAAUGCACUCCUGAUCUCAGAUUGCGUGGCCACCAAAAAGAAGGCUAUGGCUUAUCAUGGAACCCUAAUAUGAAUGGCUAUCUUCUCUCAGCUAGUGAUGACCACACAAUCUGCCUGUGGGACAUAAAUGCAACCCCUAAGGAGGGCCGCGUGAUUGAAGCCAAGUCUGUGUUCACGGGACACACUGCGGUGGUCGAGGACGUAGCGUGGCACUUACUGCACGAGUCACUCUUCGGAUCAGUGGCUGAUGACCAGAAACUGAUGAUUUGGGACACUAGGUGUAACAACACGUCGAAGCCGUCGCAUACAGUGGACGCGCACACGGCGGAGGUUAACUGUCUCAGCUUCAACCCUUAUUCUGAGUUCAUCCUGGCCACCGGCAGUGCUGACAAGACGGUAGCGCUGUGGGACCUUCGCAACUUGAAGCUGAAGCUGCACUCGUUCGAAUCGCACAAAGACGAGAUCUUCCAGGUGCAGUGGUCGCCGCACAAUGAAACCAUCCUGGCGAGCAGCGGGACCGACAGACGGUUACAUGUAUGGGACCUGUCGAAGAUCGGCGAGGAACAGACAGCAGAGGACGCGGAGGAUGGUCCUCCAGAACUACUGUUCAUCCACGGAGGUCACACCGCCAAGAUAUCAGACUUUUCCUGGAACCCCAAUGAACCCUGGGUCAUCUGCUCCGUCUCAGAGGACAACAUCAUGCAGGUGUGGCAAAUGGCUGAAAACAUCUAUAAUGAUGAAGAGCCUGAGACGCCGGCCUCGGAGCUGGAGUCCGGCGUCAACGUCAAUCACGGAUAGGCCUCGGACCCCGGGUCCGCACCGGAGCCCUAGCACAAUACUGUACCAAGGGCCUGUUUCAGAACCGCCAGAUAAACUUUAUCUAAUGGAUCUAAAUAUUUUCACAGAUUCCCAAUACAAAAAUUGUCAUAACGUCAAAUUUAUUGGUUACAAGUCCGCCAUUUUGGAAAAAACCUCGUUUCGGCAGCCAGUGAUAAAACAUUUGUCAAUUGAUGAUAGACUCUUUAGUGAAUGAAAUGUCGUAAGUGACAUCCUGAGUUAUUUGAUCUAAAAUCGUAGAAAAAUAAAGCAUUUAGUAAUUAUUAAAGCUUCAUUCUUUCUAUGGUUUUAACCAUGGCCGCCGAAACUAGUCCAAUGGCGGUUGUGGGUAUACCAGGUACCAUUCAAAAAAUUUCAAACCAUUUUAUCUGCAGGUGGUGAAACAAGCCCAAAGUUUUAAUGAUUUCAAACUUAUUUCGUGGUUUAACGACAUGUUAUAUUGUAGAUAACACAUACCACGAUUAAUUUGUCGAUUUUGAUUUGUGGAUAUUUCGAAUCGGUUGUAUGAGGCGUGGUGACGACGCGACGGGGCCGCAAUGCUGCGAGAGAUGAAGUACAAAUUAAUCGUGGUAUGCACCCGUUAUCUACAAUAUUAUAUACUAUACUACAUCGAACUUAACUAUGGCCUCUGUUCGGUAGGUAUA